AUGUUUGCGCUAGCACUGCGCACGAUCCAUCUGCAGCCGUUUUUCUCUUUGGUGAAGAGAGGUCUCCCUUUGGAGAUCAUAAUGGACGGUGCCAGCGGGGACGAGUUUACCCCGAGUGUUGCUUUGAGCAGCCCAGGUUCUCCUGGGAAACCGCCUACUCCACCGGCUUUGGAGAGCCCCUCUUUCGAACUACCGGGGGUAGAGCCGCCGGGGGGGGGACCAUCGUCGCCGGUGGCGGUCUAUCCGUCGCCAGUGGUGACGGAAGCAGCGGAGAGCCCGUUGCAGGCGGAUUCUACAGAUGGCUCUUCGACGGCAAAGGCUGCUGGAAGCCCUGUGGAGGAGAAUGCUGCGAGGAGUCCGCCGAAGGCGGAUAUUGCAGAGAGCCCUUUGUUCUCAGAGGAGAGCGAAGGGGAGGAGAGUUGGGGCACCCAGUGGCCGAAUCCUUCGAAGCGCCUGCGCGCUGGGGGUCCUUCAGAGGUCGAGGGGCCUACGCCACCGCGGGUUGGAAUCCCGGCGAAUAUCUCGCCGGGCUCGCUGAGCCCUCCGUUUGGUGCGGUUCAGAUGGAUGUGGGAACCCAACUCCUCCCGAGGGCGUUGAGGCUGGAGGCUGGCCGCAGAUGGGAGCAUGCGGAAACGCAGGGCCUUGCAAAGGUCUCGGUCGACUCUACCGAGCCUAUUCCGUUGCUCUCGCACUUGGCGGGGAUUCCAGCGAACAUGAACGAUGCCUACGAUGCCCCAUCCCUGGCGUUCUGUGCGCCAGGACACGCCUUGAGAGCACUUUGCUCUCCGGCGGCGACGAUGCUUGGUCCGAUAGGCCUGCCCGACCUAGAGCAUCCAGCUGCUUGGCUACCAGCCACUCCAGUGAUUCCUGUGACAGCGGCCUAUCCAGAGGAGCCAGUGAGGGUUUCGAGGCCGAAGAUGGUGGAAUCGGAAGCCCAAUGUAUCAUUGGGCAGCAGGAAUGGGAGGUUUGGUUGGGACGUUGCCUAGAGGGCAAGAGCCUGGCAGAGUACGGGCUUCAUAUGGUAGACGUGGAGUUCGCUGUCAGGGUUACCGAACUUCUGGAGGCUCCACGGGCCGCUCGGGCAGCGUGGAAACGAAGGUUCCAGGAAACCAACCCUGUGUCUAUGUUACACUAUAUCUUCCAUUGUCGAGCUGUACUGCAAACCUAUUUGGCUACGCCUGCUGGAUACAAGGGACUGGUGGGAGGACGUUCGAGUCUGCUCGUAAAGGUGCCCCAGUCGGUCACCUCGCUCGAGCUCAAAACGGCUUGGGCGUACCUAGACUCGGGCAUAUAUCUCCGUGUUGCCCGAUACUACCGGCGAAAACGAGAGGAGGAGCGCCUCCACGAGGCCCGGGAAUCCAUGCGAGCGGCGAGGGCCAAAUCGGCAGCGAUCCCUCAGGGCGGUGUUGUGGACACCACCUCUUCGAGCUCCGACGAGGAGUCCUUGCUCCUUGGAGAAGGAGAAGUCACAGCGCUGAACAGGGCCCAGGGCCAAGAAGAUUUAUCCGACAUCGCCAUAUGGCGCACGUUGGAAGAACUUACAGGCCAGAGGCUGUCCCAAUUGGAUGGCUAUGUUGGGGCCGACGAGGGAAAUCAGCCCAAUCAGCCCGCCGAGGCGGGACAGCCGGCACCGCCGAGCCCGGCUUCCUCAAUGCCACCUGGAGAACUGGUGGCUACUGCAUUCAAUCUCCCGAGGGUCUCAGCACCUACUCUUCCGGAGGGAAUGCAAAGGGAGGACUAUCAAAAGCACGGCGUGAACAUCCCGCCGUCGGUUCCAAAAAGAUCUCGGCUACCAACGCCUCCGAGAGCUCUGAGUGCGUCUGCGAGUGGUUCUGCCACCGGACAGACUGCCCAGGAACGGGCAUUUGUGCUCAGCCCGCCAUCUUUAAGCCACAGUCAAGUGACUGCGCAGGUGAGGCAAGCCCUCGAAGAGGGCCAGAGGCUUUUGGAGUGA
Molecule: messenger RNA, 1956 nt
Organism: Symbiodinium sp. CCMP2592
Lineage: Eukaryota; Dinophyceae; Suessiales; Symbiodiniaceae
Source: the annotation of a GenBank genome assembly